This is a messenger RNA of Toxorhynchites rutilus septentrionalis, 6093 nucleotides long. RefSeq names its product atrial natriuretic peptide receptor 1. Gene Ontology annotation, molecular function: protein kinase activity; guanylate cyclase activity; ATP binding. The record is from RefSeq and is a predicted model, not a curated record. The transcript has 16 exons. Lineage: Eukaryota; Metazoa; Arthropoda; Insecta; Diptera; Culicidae. Gene Ontology annotation, cellular component: membrane. Gene Ontology annotation, biological process: receptor guanylyl cyclase signaling pathway; protein phosphorylation; intracellular signal transduction. Bases 1374 to 5267 code for a protein of 1297 amino acids.
GCUAUCCGACGCGUUCAGUCGUCGUCAGGUUUCGAUCUAGACAGGUUGCCUCGAAGAUCGCUACAAUCUCACGUGGGUCGCGAAGUAUCAAAAGUAAAAGGACGAAUCAACAGGAUACGCAGUGCGUAGAUUUAUGUUAUAAACUAUUGCGAGUGCUGUGUGAGCCGAGUGAGCAACAAAAAGUGUUAGUGAAAGGCACAAGUUUACUUUCGAAAAAAAAAGUGAAAUAAAUUGUUGUUGAAAACAUAAAGUGGUUAAAUUUUGAAAGUGUCUCCACGAGGUCGAAGAAUUCAAUUUCCGCAACAGAAAACAUCAAUGAUCUAUAAGUGGUAUGGAAUUUCUUUUUCGCCAUCAAUAAGAUUAGUGUGAAGGAUAACGGUCAGAAUAAGGGUUAAUCCUUGUGAUCUUUCUUUCAAGUGAUAAUGAUUAUAUUUAUGUGUGAUGAAAUGCUGCACGCUGGCAACUGUUACGAAAUCGGGCGAUGCGUAAACAUAUGAGACAAAACCAGUUUGGACGGUUUCUGCAUACCACAUUGUGAACCUUCAAUAAAUAUAAAACCGAAGUACUCGUCGAGGAUAAUGUGAAAUACCGCAGCUGCAAUCAGCCAAGUGUAAAUUCAAUCUGUUGAUAGCCGCUGUGACAAAUUGGCAGUGUAAUCACUCCGGAAAGGAUCCAUCCUCAGACGUAUCCGUCCCGCAGUGAAAGAUUCCCGCAGUGCGAAGAGAUUCAACAAGUCACCUUCUACAGUGUAUCAUUUGCGUUGGAUUGAUUGGUUCCGCUGAGGAAUAAAAAAGCAGACUUAAGAUUGGCGCCGAAUGGACAGCCUGUGUCGGUAGAAGAUCACUCUGUUGAUCGAAAAUAUCAUCGAUCGGAAAGAGAAACCGUCGUAAAUUAGAUGGCACUGAUAAACAAGAUAGAUGAGCAACACACUCCCUUGGCUAGCUCUGAAUGAGAGACAGAGGGGACCCAAUUUUCAUAAUGUGGUCAUUCAACAACAACAAAAACUGCGAUAUCUCAAGAAGCGAUCAAAAACCACAUUGUAACUAUUUUGGUGCUAUUUCGGGGCACGAAAGGAUUUUGCCGAACGGUUUAUUUGCUGGAGCGAUUUCCGGAUGGCGAACGCGUGACCACCGGUUAUUACCAGUUCAGAGCACUAACGGGCUGGAACCUUGAAAACAAGUUCUACUACUCAUCAAUAAGGCUGUAAAGAUUUCCAAGAAAUAUAUAAAUAACUCUUGAAUGUGAUAAAUCUGGUACAAAACAAAAAUAUCAUAGGAUCGUAUUACUCCAUAGUUUUUUUAUGUGUAUCCGUGCUAUGAAGAAGUGACUGUGACUGUAAUCUCAUAAGUGUUCAUAAUAUUUGAAAUCAAAUCAUGCUCAAAUUAAACCAUUUUGUGGUGCUAACAACAGUAAUAUCGUUACAAAGCUCUCUGAUCUGUCCAAUCAAAAGUACGUUUCUUACCUCAAACAAUGCAACCAGCAUCAAUAUCGAAACUAGUCAGUACAAGUACAAUCAUGCCACAAACAGCAGUCACAAUACUAGCCCCAGCGAUGGCAAUGUCAUGGAGCAUAAAAAUCCCAAACCGAUGAAAAUCCUUCGGCGGAACUCGACACCUUCAAAUUCCUUCAACCAAAAGACUGCCUAUCAAUACGCGAUAAUGGACGACAAUAAGUUCGACACAACGGCGACUACCUCCGCUUCGUACUCGAUGACCGCGCAUAAUUUGUCCGCAGACGUGACUUCCAGCGUCGCCAAAUUGGCUGGCACUAGCACUCAAUCACCCGAAUACCCGAUUACCGAUGAUCAUGGUGAUGACGAGCCACAUAUCAAGUUCGCAAUUCUUCUGCCGGAAAAGCAGCGCAGACGGGACAUUCGAAUCCUAUCCACGGUUCGACCGGUUAUUGAAAUGGCCACCAACGUUGUGACGGGUCCGCGAGGGGUACUGCAGAAUGUGCGAAUUGAAGUCGAUUAUCGUGACACGCAGUGUUCGUCCACUUACGGUGCGCUCGGAGCUUUUGAUAUUUUUCUGAAACGAAAACCAGAUGUUUUUUUCGGGCCAAUUUGUGAUUACGUGAUUGCCCCAAUCGCUCGGUAUAACUCGGUCUGGGGAAUCCCAAUCCUCACCACCGGUGGAUUAACGGACGCCUUCUCGAUCAAGUCGCCAAAUUAUCCGACACUGACGCGAAUGAUGGGCAGCUACAGUGACACGGGGCUGGCGGUGAGAGAAAUCCGGAAGCACUUCAACUGGACAGUUCAGGGAUUCAUCUACCAUGACAAUGAUGAGAAAAGUGGCAAAGGUCACUCGGACUGUUCGAUGGCCGUCUCGUCCAUUUUCCGAGCCUUGAACACGACGGAUUAUUUCUCCCACAACUUCGACGAGCUCGAAACCAAUUACAAGGAGUACCUGAAGAUACUGGCGCUGGCGAAGAGAAAGACUAGAAUGAUGCUAGGAUAUGGAGAAGUUGUCAUCAUGUGUGCCAGUCCAACAACCAUCCGUGAGAUAAUGCUGGCAGCAGCCGAAUUAAACAUGGUUGACAGCGGAGAAUACGUUUUCUUCAAUAUUGAUAUCUUCAGCAGUAUGGCCGCCACCAAGAAGCCACCCUGGUACAUGAGGAACGACACGGAGGAGCGCAAUAUGAGAGCGAAAAACGCUUACACAGCGCUGCUACAAGUGGUCGCACGGCAACCAGAGGAUGAAGAGUAUCGCCGUUUUUCAGAUGAGGUUAAAUUGCUCACGAAAUCCAAAUUCAACUACACUUACCCCGACGACGAACCGGUAUCCACAUUUGUCACGGCAUUUUAUGAUGCCGUCCUGUUGUACGCAUACGCACUUAACGAUAGCAUAUCAAAACUUGGUGAAUAUCAGGCACUCAAGCAGCCCAUCAACGGAACCCAUCUGGCACAUCUCAUGUGGGGCAAAUCGUUCAAGGGUAUUACAGGGAACGUUACGAUCGACUCAAAUGGGGAUCGCAUUUCCGACUAUUCCCUGCUGGAUCUCAAUCCAAACACAGGAAUGUUUGAGAUAGUAGCAAAUUACUUCCACGACGGUGGUUUGCAAUUCGUGGAAGGAAAGGAGAUCCACUGGUCAGGAGGUAGAACCAAAGCUCCACCGGACCGACCCACUUGUGGAUUUGAUGGUUCUUUAUGUCCUGAUAAGUCUCUUCCUGGUUAUGCAAUCCUAUCACUGAUCCUUGGUGUGUGCGUAAUUUGCAUGGGAAUAGCUUCGUUUGUGGGAUAUCGCCACUAUAAACUGGAAGCGGAGAUAAAUUCCAUGACAUGGAAGGUGCACGCGAAUGACGUCCUUUUUUGUAACUCUAGUCGAGGCCAUCGAGGCAGUUUGCACAUGAUGGCAAAGCGCGGCAGUCAAACGACCAUAUACUCCGAUGAUCUUAACUCGUUGCCCGGAGAUAGACAAAUCUACAUCCAGUUCGGAAUCUACAAGGGCUGCAAAGUGGCAAUAAAGAAAAUUAACGUUACAAAUUUAAGCCUCAAUCGCACGAUGAUGCUGGAGCUCAAACGGAUGAAGGAUAUUCAGCACGAUCAUCUGGUGAAAUUUUUCGGUGCUUCGAUUGAAACCGAUCCAGAGCCAUUCAUCCUUACUGAGUACUGCCCCAAGGGCUCGCUCCAAGAUAUCCUAGAGAAUGAAACAAUCAAGCUGGAUUGGAUGUUCAAAAUAUCUCUCAUGCAUGACAUUGUCAAAGGUAUGACUUUUUUGCAUUCCACCGAUAUCCAUUCGCACGGUGCUCUCAAAUCAUCCAACUGCGUGGUAGACUCUAGAUUUGUACUGAAGAUCACAGAUUUCGGGCUCCAUCAGCUGCGGAAUCCAACUGAGGAACAGGAUCAGGAGAGUUAUGCAUAUUGGAAAAAACUACUGUGGACUGCUCCGGAGCUCUUGCGUGAUCCUCAACCUAACCCUGCCGGUUCCCAGAAGGGUGACGUGUACUCGUUUGGCAUCAUAGUUCAAGAGAUCGUAUCAAGGCAGGGUCCGUUCUAUAUGGGAGACGACGAGAAAUCCCCAAAAGAAAUCAUCAAAUUAGUCCGAAAUGGUCCGGAAUCAUACAACCCACCCUUCAGGCCGAAAGUGGACGAAACUUCGUACGAAGACGUCAACAACAUCAUGGUAAAGUGCUGGGCCGAAGAUCCAGACGAUCGUCCAGAUUUCAACGUAUUAAAAACAAUAAUUAGAAAAAUUAAUAAAGAAAAUGAAUCUGGUAACAUAUUAGAUAAUUUAUUACAGCGUAUGGAGCAGUACGCAAAUAACCUAGAGGCAUUAGUAGAAGAACGUACACAAGACUACUUCGAAGAGAAACGCAAGUGUGAAGAGCUUCUUUAUCAGUUACUGCCAAAAUCUGUGGCGGCUCAGCUGAUAAUGGGCAAAUCUGUGAUAGCCGAGACCUAUGAUCAAGUAACUAUUUAUUUUAGUGAUAUUGUUGGUUUUACAUCAAUUUCCGCUCAGAGCACACCGAUGCAAGUAGUUGACCUGCUCAAUGAUCUUUACACGUGUUUCGACUCGAUUGUGGAGAAUUUCGACGUUUACAAGGUUGAAACCAUCGGUGACGCUUACAUGGUUGUAUCUGGUUUACCGGUACGCAACGGAAAUCUUCACGCAAGGGAAAUUUCUCGCAUGGCUUUAGCACUGCUAGCCGCAGUGUAUAAAUUCACCAUUCGGCACCGACCAAAUGAGCAACUGAAAUUACGAAUUGGGUUACACAGUGGACCGUGCGUUGCUGGAGUGGUGGGGUUGAAAAUGCCUCGCUACUGUUUGUUUGGGGAUACGGUAAACACCGCUUCACGGAUGGAAUCCAACGGUGAAGCCCUGAAAAUUCACAUUAGCCAAAACACAAAAAGCCUUCUAGAUACAGUGGGCACUUUUGAUGUAACGAAACGUGGCCUGGUACCCAUGAAGGGUAAGGGGGAAAUGUUGACAUAUUGGCUUAACGGAGAGAAAACUGAACCUGUACAAUCUAGCUUUAAAACGAAUAAACUUUCGGAUGGCGCUACAACGGGAAAUGGUCCCCUAGCGCUUCUGAACGGAGCACCGCCAAUAAGUAUUCUCAACAAUAAUAAUAACAGCAACAUGUACAGCCUGAACAGCGCCCAGGCCGGCGGCAACAAGAAACCUAACAACGUUUCGUACAAUUUUCUAAAGGCUAACAAUACGAAGAAUUUGAACGCAAAGAUGAUGAAUUCCAAAGGGCACCUAAGUCUCGGUGGUGAAGAAACGAUCAAAAGUGUAACACAACCUCUGCUCACACAAAUCAACUGAUAUUCACUAUAUCGAAAGUAGUUGAAGUAAAAUUAAGAUAAAAACCGCGAAGUUUGUAAUCAAUUUGUAAAAAAAACAAUCGUCCAGCAAUGAAGUGACAAACCAAGAAUUUAUGGAUGGUUUCUAUCAGUACCGGAAAGUGUACAAAAAAAAUGAAAAUUAAAAACUAUACCAAAAUAUAAAUGUAUGUUAGUUCAUUUGAAAUGAUAACGUUGAAGUACUUAAAACAUUUGUGAUCUACUCUCUAGCCCUAGAAGUGAGCGUAAACAUUAACUGCAACAAUAUCAUUCGGUUUUCAUUUCGAAAAAGAUUCCUGAACAAACAAAUCCGGAAAAUAUGACAGCCAAACUAAUUCACGAACAGCACAAGGAUAUCAAAAUAUUUACUCAGAUCGUUGUUCAACAUCUGUAUAAACGUAAUGUGACACAAAAAUCGGUGAAAACAAAAUAAGAGCUACCAGUAAAAAGUGUAUUUACAACAUAAAAAUUAUGUUAUAAUUAUCUUCCGAAAAUUUCCUCUAGGAUUACUUUCAACAAAACAAAUAUGUUUGAUCCAAUCUUCAAAAACGUCUAUAUAGAAAUACCAAAUUUGCAUAAAUAAAAUCUACCGAAAAAAUGGGAAUGGGAGCUUGACGUAGGACUGUGGUUGUUUGUAGUAAAUGCGUUCGAAUUGAAUUUUUUCAUUGUUCAUAAAUCUGUAGUUUUUACUCCUUUGAUGCAUCAAACGGAGGUCCUGGAAUAACAAUUUCUUAUAAACGGGUAUUAAACGGACAGGACGAGAUAGAAUCCCGAACCACAUUCUAACAAGGACACGAGAUACUCGACAG